Conger conger (European conger) is the source of this 2947-nucleotide messenger RNA. It is a transcript of the gene pld6, whose product is annotated as phospholipase D family, member 6. The transcript is spliced from 5 exons. The record is from RefSeq and is a predicted model, not a curated record. The coding region runs from base 261 to 926 and encodes 221 amino acids. Gene Ontology annotation, molecular function: RNA endonuclease activity producing 5'-phosphomonoesters, hydrolytic mechanism. Lineage: Eukaryota; Metazoa; Chordata; Actinopteri; Anguilliformes; Congridae. Gene Ontology annotation, cellular component: mitochondrion. Gene Ontology annotation, biological process: piRNA processing.
CUCAACAUGCAGUGACAUUUACUUUUUAUCUUACAUUAUCGCAUUAGCAUAAUUUCAGUGAUCAAUGAUGAACUAUAUUGCGUUCGUUUUGCUUAUUUUCCCUGUAAAAGAUGCUGAAUUAAGUCACAUUAAAGUGACAUGAACCGCGAAAAAUACUUUAACUCCACAAGCGAACCUACUGGAAGCUAAACGGAAGCUAUCGAGCGCUGCACGAGAACUCGGCACAGGAAGAAGUUCAACAGCGGUUUGUCUCUGCAAAAAUGUCAUUGAGGUAUACAGUGAAGAUUGGCCUCGGCACUCUGGCCGUCAUCCUCAGUGUGGAGUGGCUGGACUGGCUGCUCCGCCGUCUGUGGUCCCGGCACAGCCGCCAGGGUCUGCUGAAAGAGGUGCUCUUCUUCCCAACAGCACUCGCCUGCGUGGAGCACCUCUUCACACCUGAUCCAAGAAUCACCAUCCCCUGCCCCUGCCCCCUGCCGCACGGCCUGGAGACCUCCUUCAGCCGCCUCCUGCGGCACCUCCUGUCGGCCCGCGCCUCCCUGGACCUGUGCGUGUUCGCCUUCUCCAGCCAGGAGCUGAGCCGGGCCGUGCUGCUGCUGCAGGCCCGGGGCGUGACCGUGAGGGUGGUCACCGAUAAGGACUACAUGCGCAUUACCGGCUCCCAGAUCGGCACCCUCCGCAACGCAGGGAUCUGUGUGAGGCACGAGAUGGGGGCCGUACACAUGCACCACAAGUUUGCGGUGGUGGACAGGCGGCGACUGAUCACCGGCUCCCUCAACUGGACGGUGACGGCCAUCCAGAGCAACAAGGAGAACAUCCUGGUGACCGAGGAGCCGGACCUGGUUCUUCCUUUCACCAAGGAGUUCCAGCAGCUGUGGGACUCCAAUGACCCAGCCCGACACUACCCCCCGGGCUACUCCACCCUCUGACGCACUGGCACACCCCAGGGAGAGCGCUCCCUCUGUUUAAUCGUCUGUGUGUUCUGACGCUGUGUAUCAUACAACUGUGGCCUGUAGUUUGGUCCUCCAGCAGCCAGAAGCCACUACAGUAUACUAAUAAAACAGCCCCCUCUCAUGCAGUCUGUAGAAUAGGCCUUUAGAGGACCUAUACCAGGGAUCUGCAACUUAGGGCUGAGAACUGCUGGUUUUCCACCCUCCCUUUACCUGGGAGUCAGGUGUGAAGACAGUCUGGCCAAUCAGUAGCACUAAUUACAUGGGAUGAAACCCACGUAGGCAUAUUGGAAUUGUUUAAAAGGAAGUGUUUUUGCCAUGUGAUAUGCAUGUACAGUACACUAGGUGGAUUUUGCUGCAGGAGCUUUUUCAAAGACUUUUAUAGAUGUUGCUUCAUUGGCAAAGUUCUCCAGUCAUAUCCUUUCCGUUAAGGCAGUACUUUGUUAGAUUGUGCAAUACUCACUAAGAUGAAUCUCUGCUUCAGUAAUUGUCAUUCAACCGCAGUUAAUUACUUUCUUACGUUUCAAUAUGAGUAAAUCUACAGGCAUGAAUUUUAUCAGCUUUCUGAAAAUGCAGGGACCUAUGUACAAUACAUUUAGCUCAUUCUGUCAAGUAGGCAUAACUAUUAACAAUGCCUUCGCAUCCUGUCUCCUCGAUUAGCAUAUUUGCAGUAUUUUGACCUUUUUUUAUCCCUGUCAUUAAAACAAUGGAAGAUAUUACUGCCUCCGAGCCUGAGAGUGAGUUGCUGCAGUGUGUUCGGGGAGCUGUAAAGACUUGCUCCUUGGAAAAACAAUACAGUGCUAUCAGUGCUGCAGUCUGGCCAGCCUCAUUUUCCCUGCCUGGAGCUGCACUUCUAUCAAGUAGGAACCUGAUUAAUGAAGGAGCAGCGUGUGACAGCAGCCAGGCCGCUGAGGUUGAGCAAGCGCUCAGGCAGGCCGCACUGCUCCCCCAGCCAGCAGACGCAGCCAAGUCUGGAUUCUCUGUAGACAUCGGAUGGCGUUCACCAUCGAUCUCUCACUGCAGGGGCACAAUGAAGCCAGUGUAUCAGGAACCUGAGGAUGAGGUGCAAGAUAUUGAAUUGGCGAGCUAUAUGCAGGCUUCAUUUUGUCAUAAACGCUGCUUGACCAAAGCUGAAAACUGAUGCUCCUCUGUGCACUCCUAAUGUAGUUUAGGUGGUUAAGCAUUUUAGAGGGCUGUUUGUGUGCACUGUAUACUGUACGUUCCAGACUGCGUAACAUAAACAAUGUGGCUAACUCUGGUAGCAGGCCUGCUUUUAGUGAAAUGAAAGCUGCCUCUGGCAGUUCUGAUCAUAAUGCACGAAUUCACGGCACCACAAAACUGCUGUUUGUGUCAGUAAUGAUCCGUGUGCUGAGAACGUCUGUUUAAGUGACGUGAUAAUGGAUUGUCCUGUAUGUACAUAAACGUUGUGAUAAGUUUCUUGCAUAACCUCAGGUUUUUACAACUGUCAGACUGUAAUUUGACCCCUUGUCUGUAGAAUUGGAUGGUAAUUUGUGGACAGGUGUUAAGUGGUGUGAUCUGACAGAAUGUGAUACUAAGCAAGGAGAGAUGGAUAGAUGAACAGUGUGCAUACUAUACAGUAUGUAUAAACCUAUUAUACUUCUAAGUGCAUAUAGAUAGGGGAAUGGUAGGUUUAAGAUAUUGCAGUUAUGUAGAAGGAACUGUUGAGAGGGAAUCCAAAACAAAUAAUCAAAUGUUAAAUUCUGGAUGGUAAACAUUUAAUUUAUUUGUGAAAACUGAUGGGAAGAAAUGGUAUUGUAAAUUAUGUACUGUAUUGUUUAAAUAUUGAUCGCAAAGAUUUGGCACUGUAAUCCUAAAGACACCAAGUUGCCUGCAAAUUUACACAGGAUAGGAUGUCUGUUGUGAACUGUUAGCCUUUGUGGAGUAGAAACAGGAAACGGUAAACCAGAACAAACAAUCAAAAAUAUGGAUAUCUGAGUAAAGAUUCAUGUACAGGACUGUACAGUGCACAUGAAACAUGA